AUGGCGAACGCCACGGGACGCCCACGGCGACAGGAGUUUGUGGACGCGGAGCGGUGUUACGUCAUCAUGGAGAAGUUUGAGGGACACUUGCGAAAAGCAUUGAAAUGGGUUGCCAAGGAAACGGGUGAUGAGACUGCUGGCCUCGACGCGUUUUCCUUGGGAAAUGUGGUGCAGCAGGUCAUCAGUGCCAUUCUGCACUUGCACACCUGCGGCGUGGUCCACAGAGAUGUCAAGGCACACAACCUCCUCAUUGAUCGAUGUGACCUCAGAGAUCCGAGGUGUCGCGUGGUCUUGUCAGACUUUGGACUCGCCAGGCGGCUAGAGCCUGGGCGCUUCCUAUGCGCUCAGGUGGGAACACGGAAGUAUUGGGCUCCAGAGUUGUACGAGAAAAAGUAUUGGCACGUGGUGGAUGUGUGGGCCAUUGGCGCCAGGGAAACCCAGCGUCAGAUCGUUGCUCCAACCGCAAAACGGGAGUGGAAAAUCCUGAUCUUAUUUUUCAAUUUGUGA
This is a messenger RNA of Cladocopium goreaui, 507 nucleotides long. The record is from the annotation of a GenBank genome assembly. Lineage: Eukaryota; Dinophyceae; Suessiales; Symbiodiniaceae.